Molecule: messenger RNA, 555 nt
Organism: Coccinella septempunctata (seven-spotted ladybird)
Lineage: Eukaryota; Metazoa; Arthropoda; Insecta; Coleoptera; Coccinellidae
Gene: Roc1a
Product: RING-box protein 1
Exons: 4
Coding region: 92-433 (113 amino acids)
Biological process (GO): protein ubiquitination; ubiquitin-dependent protein catabolic process
Cellular component (GO): cullin-RING ubiquitin ligase complex; nucleus
Molecular function (GO): zinc ion binding; cullin family protein binding; ubiquitin protein ligase activity
Source: RefSeq, a predicted model, not a curated record
AUUUCGCUGUUUGCGAAAAAAAAAAACUGUGAAUUGACAUUUUCAUUGAAUUUUUUUCUUCUGACCAAAACAAAUCUGACUAAUUUGGAUAAUGGCAUCUGCGAUGGAUGUGGACAACGACGAAAUUGAAGCUCCAAGCUCCAGCAGUUCAAAAGUGGAGAAAAAGCGAUUCGAAGUCAAGAAGUGGAAUGCUGUCGCGCUUUGGGCUUGGGAUAUUGUCGUGGAUAAUUGUGCUAUUUGUAGAAACCACAUAAUGGAUCUUUGUAUUGAAUGUCAAGCUAAUCAAGCAUCUGCUACCAGUGAAGAGUGCACAGUUGCCUGGGGAGUAUGUAAUCAUGCCUUCCACUUCCACUGUAUAUCGAGAUGGUUGAAGACAAGGCAAGUCUGUCCAUUGGACAACAGAGAAUGGGAGUUCCAAAAGUACGGGCAUUGAAAACUAUUUCAAGUCUGAUUCCUUACAUUCAAGUUAUUUAUGUGUAUUCUCGAAAACCUUGAAUAUUAUUUUAUUUGCUGCGGAAUUGGUUCAUAUAAUAAAUUCUUCAAUUUGUCAUGUUA